CUUCUCACACUCGAUCGAUCACCACCACCAUCCACGGAAGCGCCAACCACCACCACCUCCACUCCAUCGAUCGAUCGCUAACUCAUCGCCAUCCUCUCCGUUUGAUCGAUCGUGUAGCAUAUCUUUGAGGAAACUGAGCUCGAGCUGCGAUCGAACACGAUGCCUCCGAACGGGCAGGGCAUGCACGGCGGGGCCGCCGGCGUAGUCGCCUUACCGCCGCAGGCCACGCCGGCGCCGGCAUCGUCCAAGAUGGACUGCUUCUUGACGUCCGUCUGCACGCCGCUCAACCUCCAGUUCAUCGACGUAGCCUACCGCGUCAAGGUGGAGCGCACGGCUGCUGCGGCGGGGAAGGAGCCGCCGGGGAGGAUAUCGCACUCGGGCGGAGGCGGCGGAGUGAUGGGCGGCGUCGGGGCCGUGGAGGAGCGGACGAUCCUCAAGGGGAUCACGGGCGAGGCGCGGCCCGGUGAGGUUCUGGCGGUGCUGGGCCCGUCGGGGAGCGGCAAGUCGACGCUGCUCUCCAUCCUGGGCGGCCGCAUCUCCGGCCGCCACACCGGCACCGUGCUGGCCGGCGGGCGCGCGCCGUGCCGCGCCGUGCAGCGCCGUACGGGGUUCGUGGCCCAGGACGACGUGCUCCACCCGCACCUCACCGUCCGCGAGACGCUCGCCUUCUGCGCCAUGCUGCGGCUCCCCACAUCUGCCCCGACCUCCGCCAAACUCGCCGCCGCCGAGGCGGUGAUCGCGGAGCUGGGGCUGGGCGCGUGCGCCGACACCAUCGUGGGCAACGCGUUCGUGCGCGGCGUGUCGGGGGGCGAGCGGAAGCGCGUGAGCAUCGGGCACGAGCUGCUGGUGAACCCCAGCUUGCUCGUCCUCGACGAGCCCACCUCCGGACUUGACUCCACCGCCGCCUCCCGCCUCGUGGCCACGCUGACGGCGCUGGCGAGGAAAGGCCGCACGGUGGUGCUAUCGGUGCACCAGCCGUCCAGCCGCGUGUACCGGGCGUUCGACUCCGUGCUGCUGCUGGCGGAGGGGAGCUGCAUGUACUACGGGCCGGGGCGCGACGCCAUGGACUACUUCGCCUCCGUCGGCUUCGCGCCGGGGUUCCACGUCAACCCCGCCGACUUCAUGCUCGACCUCGCUAAUGGCUUUGCUCAAGCAGAGUACAGCGACUCCCCGGCGGCGGGAGGCAGCGUGAAGCAGACGCUCAUAGCAUCCUACAGCAGGGUGCUGGCCCCCAAGGUGAAGGCCGCCAUCAACGCGGGCGCGCUCGUUCCCGACAACCACGCGUCCAGGGAGCACCAGCAGCAGCCGCAGCCGCUGGAGAGCUGCAGCGGGUGCACGACCUGGACGAACCAGUUCACCAUCCUGCUCAGGCGCAGCCUCAAGGAGCGCCGCCACGAGACAUUCACCUCGCUGCGCCUCUUCCAGAUCAUCGCGCCGGCGCUGGUGGCGGGGUCCAUGUGGUGGCGGUCCACGCCGCUGGAGGUGCAGGACCGGAUGGGCCUGCUCUUCUUCGUCUCCAUCUUCUGGGGCGUUUUCGCCUCCUUCAACGCCGUCUUCGCCUUCCCGCAGGAGCGGCCCGUGCUGGCCAGGGAGCGCGCCUCGGGGAUGUACUCUCUCUCGGCCUACUUCAUGUCCAGGAUGGCCGGCGACCUGCCCAUGGAGCUCGCCCUGCCAACCGCCUUCACCGUCAUCGUCUACCUCAUGGCCGGCCUCAACCCGGCGCCCACCGCGUUCGCGCUCACCCUCCUCGUCAUCCUCUGCUACGUGCUCGUCGCCGAGGGGCUGGGGCUCGCCAUCGGCGCCCUCAUGAUGGACGCCAAGCGCGCCUCCACGCUCGCUACCGUCAUUAUGCUCGCCUACCUCCUCACGGGCGGCUUCUACGUGCACAACGUGCCAGGGUUCAUGGUGUGGGCCAAGUACACCUCCUUCACAUACUACUGCUUCCGCCUGCUCAUCGCCGUGCAGUACGGCGGCCACCUCGCUCGGCUGCUCCCGCCGGACUCAACGCACGGCGAGGCCAGCACGGCGACCUGCAUCGCGGCGCUCGUCGCAAUGUUCUUCGGGUACCGGCUCCUCGCCUACCUCGCGCUGCGCCGUGUCAGGACGUGACCGAUGCUUCCUGCACACGGCCACGCGCCGCCGCAUGCAGCUCUAGCGUAGCAGGUGUCAAUUAGUAGACCAUUCAGGCCAGCCCAGUCUAGCGAACGCGCGCGCACGCGCGGUAACUGAAUUUAACUGAUCCGCGCGUGCCGCGCGUCGCCAGCGUCGAAGAAAAUGGCUCGGGCGGGGCGCUGGACUGACUAAGGGAUUCUAGUGUUGUUGGCACGGUGGUCGUUCUUCCCUGGGCGAUCCAUCGACCAGGGUUUCUUCUCUUGCUCAUAAUCUGUUCCUCAGUUCUCUGGGUUGGUUUCCUUCUUGCUGGAUCAACAAGUCUCUUCUGGCAAGCCAAUCACGAUUGAUUAAUCCCGUGUAAUUUUAUUAUUCUCUAAUCAGAUCGAUUCGUUAAGACUGUAAUCGAUAGAUGUGUAUGAGAAUGCAAAUUGUUUCCUUUGCAGAA
This is a messenger RNA of Lolium perenne, 2557 nucleotides long. RefSeq names its product ABC transporter G family member 25. The record is from RefSeq and is a predicted model, not a curated record. Gene Ontology annotation, biological process: transmembrane transport. Gene Ontology annotation, cellular component: plasma membrane. Lineage: Eukaryota; Viridiplantae; Streptophyta; Magnoliopsida; Poales; Poaceae. Gene Ontology annotation, molecular function: ABC-type transporter activity; ATP hydrolysis activity; ATP binding.